CUGAGGCGCGGAAGUGUUGACGUAUUUGGUUUGUGGCCAAUUACAGUUGUGUCACGUGAUGCAUCUCCGCGACGUCAUCUCCGCGCGACAUCAUCUGACAGAUAGCUCCAUGUGAACAGCUUUCUGUAAUCGUUAAUUACAGGUUUGGCGAUGGAUGAUGACGUCCGCCGCUGAAUUGUAAGAAUCCAUCGCACUCCUUUCCUCCCGUGGCCACUCUCUUUUCUCUCAGACCCAAUGGCCUGCCGCCUUUUGGGCAGAUAUGGCCGUCUGCUCUCCGGGGUCGCCUCGAAGACGUCUGCUGCUGCUGCUGCUGCCGCCCGCCUGCCUCCGCCUGUAGCUGGGUCUGCAGGCAUGAGGAGGGCUCAGGGCUGGCCACGGUUCACAGAAAGGUUAAUGUGCGAGGGAAGGACAAUUAACAAAGAAGACCAUUUUCCAACAAUGCCUACACAGACCGAGCUGGACGACCUGUUGGACAAGGCAGUAGUGCCAGAGGACGUCCUGUUGGCCUGGGAAAAGCAUGGAAAGAAUGGAAAUCAAGCUGCCAAUGCCCUGAUGAAGUGGACUGUGGUGGUGCUAAGGACAAAGGGCAAGUUUAAGGAACAAAAGGCAGAACUGAUUAGCGAUUCAAGGAUAUUGCAUAUGAUGAAUAUGAUAUCUCGCCAGGUGUCUGCGGUGUGGAAUGGCAAUCUAGUGGCCCUCUUGCGAGCUUUGUGGAUUAUGGGUUUGCCCCCCACUGAUUCCGUACUCAAUUCUGUCCAGACUGAGGUUCUGUGGCGAGUCCGCAGGCUAACCUACAAGCAGUUGGGGUAUCUGGCAGAUUGGGGAGCAAGCAGGAAAGCGCAGCAGGAUGUGGCAAUAGUGAAUGCUGCAUUAAAACAGCUGGAACUGCGUUGGACUGAAAUUGCUGAUGCUAAAACUGUCAGUGCAUUGAUUUCAAAUGGACAGCGAAUGUCACCAACCUUGAUAGAGAAACUCGAAGACAAGGCUUUGGAGCUUGCAGAGGGCUUUUCAGCAGAGGAGAUCCGCAAAACCUGUGUAUCUUUGGCAGCUCAGGGCCGCAGAUCGGUCCCGCUGCUCAGAGCUUUGUCCUACCACCUUCUCCAAAAGUCAUCGUCUGAGUUCACCACUCCUCUCAUACUGGACAUGGCUUUUGCUUACGGGAAGUUAAAUUUUCACCAUUCUCAGGUAUUUCAGCGAAUGGCCUCAGAGUUGUUACCCAGAGUCCCUGAGGUCAGCUCUGCCGAUGUCACACGCUGUGCUAAAUCACUCGGCUUCCUUAAAUGGGUCCACGUCCCGCUCUUUGAGGCCUUUGCUGAGCACUUCACUGUGAACUGUCAGAAGUACAGUACCCUUCAGCUUUGUAAUCUGCUCAUGACUUUUGCCAGACUGAACUUCCAGCCCAGCAAAGGAGAAGAGUUCUUCAGCAUGGUUCACUCUGUGCUGGGGGGCUCUCUCUCGGGGCUGGAGCCCUUCUUACAGACGGAUGUGGUUUGGGCUUUGUGUGUGCUGCAGCAGGCCAAGCCCCAUUACCUCAGCCCCCUCCUACAACAGAGUCACGUUACCAAACUGUCCGUGGCCAGUCCAGGUCGGGUGGAGAAUUAUCAGCUGAAGCUCCUCCACGUUGCUGCUACACUCCACUUUGAGCACCAGUGUUCCUUAGAGACUCCAUCCUCCCUGGAGGCCCUGUCUGAUCCAGUCAAAAGCUCCCACCUCUCUCCCCUGCAGAGCAGUCUCAGAGGGAGUUUGCAUAGUUUGGUGGGGGGGAGGACAGAGGCCCUUCGCACUGGCGUUGGCACUGUUUACGGGUGGACUAUCGACGGUGAGAUGGUGGUGGAUUGUGACAACAAACCAAUUGACAUGUUGAUGCUGAGAGCCCCUCACCUUCCCAGUGGAGGAGGAGACCAGGCUUUACCCGCAGGGGCACAUCGGCUUGCUUUCUUAGCUUGGGAUUUUCCAAACUUUGGCUCAAGGAGUAAAGACCUUCUGGGACGGUUUGCCAUGAUGAAACGACAUCUCCAGUUGGCUGGUUUCAUCACAGUGGAGGUGGGGAGAGGCAGGAGAUUGGGACAUCUCAUCUCUGUGGAAGUGUUUUGUGGCCUUGCUUUAGUUUCUUCAAAGUGCCUUAUCAUGAGUGGCUUGAGCUGAAGACAGAAUGGCACAAGUUGGCGUACCUGAAGGACAAAAUGGGGAAGGCCGUGGCCGAGGAUAUGGCCAAGUGAUCCAAUCGGUGUUGCAGACACAGCUAAAUCAGAGCUUUCCCCAUCAAAUGGGACCACGGGGGAAUACACUCGCACGCACCCACAUUCACACUCAGAGAGAAGCAGCAUUGCAGAAAAAGCUCUCUCAUACUUGUCUGGAAAAAAAUAUUUACACUCUGGUUUCCUUGGCAACGUGUGGGGCUUUCCUUGUUUCCAUGGUUAUGGCGAGCAAGGCUUUAGGAGCCAGAGAGAGACAGAAAUGAACGCAAAAGCGCGUCCUUCUGUAGAAAGGAUAUGAGUCUUUGCUUCUGCGUGUGACAUGUGUAACGGAUGCACCAAGGUCAUUUGUAUCAUUUUGGCCAAAACAUCAGGCUUGUUAUCGACAUGUGAAUAGAUUGGAAUCAUAUAAUAAUCUGUGUGGGAUCUUGUAAUGGAAUAAAUUGUUUUAUUGCCAUUUUA
Molecule: messenger RNA, 2657 nt
Organism: Pungitius pungitius (ninespine stickleback)
Lineage: Eukaryota; Metazoa; Chordata; Actinopteri; Perciformes; Gasterosteidae
Gene: fastkd4
Product: transforming growth factor beta regulator 4
Exons: 11
Coding region: 235-2145 (636 amino acids)
Biological process (GO): mitochondrial RNA processing; regulation of mitochondrial mRNA stability
Cellular component (GO): mitochondrial matrix; ribonucleoprotein granule
Molecular function (GO): RNA binding
Source: RefSeq, a predicted model, not a curated record